Molecule: messenger RNA, 2582 nt
Organism: Cryptotermes secundus
Lineage: Eukaryota; Metazoa; Arthropoda; Insecta; Blattodea; Kalotermitidae
Product: zinc finger protein 583
Exons: 9
Coding region: 681-2582 (633 amino acids)
Cellular component (GO): nucleus
Source: RefSeq, a predicted model, not a curated record
CUGACAAAAAUUUUAUUGUAAUCGUUCAAUUCUCAUAUCUUAGGAAACUAAACCUUUUAUGCCAAAGUUGUGUUAGUUUUUAUAAUCAGUCCCGGAGAGUUUAUUUGGUUCUUCAUAUUACAACACUUUGUAUUAUUAUAUGGGGGAGAGUUCAGUUCAAAGAGAGUGAUAUGGGUAUGUCAUGUGGCACACAUGUGAGAAAUGAGAAACGCAUACAAAGAUUUUGACAGAAGGCCUGAGAGAAUGAGACAAUUGUGGAGAUGGAUUUUAAAGGUACAAUUAUGGGGGUUUUGGAAUGGGUUUGUUUGUGUCAGGAUGCAAAGUCAUGAUGGGCACGUGUGGACACAGUAAUGAGAGCUUAGGUUCCAUAAGGAGCAGAUACAUAUUGUCUCUACUUCCACAGGGACCACAGGUUUCUCAGUAAAGUCCCUGCAUUAUGAACUUACCAGUUGCUAAGAUUAUGAAGUCUGCAGAGAAGAAAUCUGUACAGAGCAGCUGUUAUGGGUUAGAUGUAAUGAAAAACAGCUACAGCAAGGAGAGCAUGUAUUGUGUCAUGUAGGGUGUUGUGCAUGCAUGACUGAUAGAAGAUGUGAUUCCUUUACAGAACUACAAAUUCAGAGAAGGUUUUAGUGGGUCCACAUGGUGAGACAUACCCAGCAAGUCAUGAUGCAAACCAGGCCAUGAAUAUAAAAGCUGAGGAAGUGGAUCCUGUGCAAAUAACAGUUCAGGAAGUAAAGGCUGAACCUGAGAACUCAGCAAAAUUGGAGAACGCUUCAGUGGGUCCAUAUGGUGAGACAUACCCAACACCUCAUGAUGCAACUCAGGCCAUGAGUGUAAAGGCUGAGGCAGUCUCAGAUGCAGAAGAGGAAAAGGAUCCUGUCCUAAUAACAUUUCCGGAAAUAAAGGCUGAACCUGAGAACUCUACAAAUAUGGAGAACGCUUCAGUGGGUCCAUAUGGUGAGACAUACCCAACACCCCAUGAUGCAAAUCAGGCCAUGACUGUAAAAUCUGAGGCAGCCUCAGAUGCAGAAGAGGAAAAGGAUCCUGUCCUAAUAACAUUUCCGGAAAUAAAGGCUGAACCUGAGAACUCUACAAAUAUGGAGAACGCUUCAGUGGGUCCAUAUGGUGAGACAUACCCAACACCUCAUGAUGCAAAUCAGGCCAUGAAUGUAAAAUCUGAGGCAGUCUCAGAUGCAGAAGAGGAAAAGGAUCCUGUCCUAAUAACAUUUCCGGAAAUAAAGGCCGAACCUGAGGGUAAUUUGAAUGAACUUCAACCCGUACAUGGUGAGGAUCGACAAUAUUCCUGUGAUGAGUGUGGUGAAUCAUUCAGUCAGCAGGUAAUUCUGAGAGCACAUCAGCGCAUACAUACUGGGGAGCGGCCGUUUUGCUCUGGUGUGUGUAGUAAGUCAUUCAGUCAGCAAAACCAUCUGAAGAACCAUCAGCGCAUACAUACUGGGAAGAAGCUGUUUUGUUGUGAUGUAUGUAAAAAGUCAUUCACUGAUCAGAAGAGUCUGAAGAGACAUCAGCGCAUACAUAGUGGGGAAAAGCCGUUUUGCUGUGGUGUGUGUAGUAAGUCAUUCAGUCAGGAGGGUAAUCUGAAGCAGCAUCAGCGCAUACAUACUGGGGAGCGGCCGUUUUGCUGUGGUGUGUGUAGUAAGUCAUUCAGUCGGCAGAGUCAUCUGAAGCAACAUCAGCGCAUACAUAGUGGGGAAAAGCCGUUUUGCUGUGAUGAGUGUGGUGAAUCAUUCAGUCAGCAGGUAAUUCUUAGAGCACAUCAGCACGUACAUACUGGGGAGUGGCCGUUUUGCUGUGGUGUGUGUAGUAAGUCAUUCAGUGGCCAGAGUAAUCUGAAGGCACAUCAGCGCAUACAUAGUGGGGAGAAGCCAUUUUGCUGUGAUGUAUGUAAGAAGUCAUUCAGAUGUACCAUACAUUCAUCGCUCAAUAACUUUGCAUCAGCAGAGCUCUUCCUCACAUGUCAUCACACGUUAGCUGUCACUGCAUCACCAGAACGGAUCCUGCUCCAUGGUCCUGGAAUUUGUGUUCCACUUUGUGUGUCUUUGCCAUAUAAAGUAGUGGGUAGCAUGCGAAUGGAUUUGCAAGUUGCAGUUGUCCUCAGAAAACAACUAAAGAAUAACCCGGAAAGAGUCAUUCAGUACAGCUGGUGUCCCCCCAGCGAUCAACUGGAGCGUUUGAAUCUGAGUAUAGAGAGCAACCACUGCACGAAUAUACUCGUCACAUCAUCAAAUUGUUUCAUGCCUCUAAUGUUCAUUGUUGAAUUGGAUGAUAAUGAAGUCUGGUUGUGCCAUGUGUGUACCUAUAUUACUUGUAUAAACCAUGUGGAACAAAAGGAUGUGGGGGUUGUGUCCAUUUCACUGUCACUGUGCUCCAACUGUUUUCAUGUCAUGUCAUAUGCUAACAGCAGAGAACAGUUCUUCCUCCUUAACACUGUGGGGUUGAAUGGCAUUCAUCCUUCAAGUGCCAUCAGGACAUAUGGUCGAAGUUUUGUUCUUUGCAAGACCAUUCAUGUGUUUGGAAAUAUGCUCUCCUCCUCAAUGAGAGGAGGUGUUGGUCUGUCUGAGUAG